AUGGCUUUCUCCAUCCUCACGCUCGUUCUCAUUGCAUCUACCCUCCGACUCACAGCACUCGUCUCCGCCAACACCGACCUCGCCCACGCCGAUCGAACUAGGAGACCACAACCCAUACCGCAAGCCCAUCAGAUGAUGAAGGGUCCGUCUACCCGCUCCUGCCCUCAUGUCGACAAAGAAGGCUACAGUCUGGACUUCCAGUCCGAGGACACCAAAUCGAUGCGAUGCGUGUACAAAAGUCCAGUCGACGAUGAGAAGGAGGCGUAUUGCUUAUAUGACAAGGAUUCGGGUGCCCUGACGCUGGACCACCACAAUGACAAAUGCCCCGCCGCCGCCGUUGGAUAUCGCUAUUUGAACAAGCCGGACCGUCGUCGCAGCCGCAUUCCUAUUCCACAUUCGCCGCGACACCCGUCAGCCGUCUGCGCCUCGUGUGAUGGGAUGAAGCUAAGGCAAGCGCUUGGGGAAAGAAAGCAUGCAUGAUGUUUGAACAUGUUCAUUGACUUGGCGUUUCCCAUUUACUCGCUUACUCCUGCCUGGUCUUUUUUUUUUUCUGCCCCGGUGUCUCUUAUUCAUUCAUUUACCUUUCUUUACCGCGUAUUCGAUUCUAUCUCCGCACGGAAGACCUUUGUUUAUCACCAUGAUGCUUGGAAGAAUUGUUGCCAGAGAUCCGUCUCUCUCGAGUACUAUUAGAUAAGACGUCACGAUUCUACCUGCUGUAUAUAUUGACCCGGGGACAGCGACCAUAGAUAGCCGAAAUUUGGUGCGAGGUUCUUCGGCGCUUUGAUUUACUCG
Laccaria bicolor S238N-H82 is the source of this 792-nucleotide messenger RNA. RefSeq lists its product as uncharacterized. NCBI's taxonomy places the organism in Eukaryota, Fungi, Basidiomycota, Agaricomycetes, Agaricales, Hydnangiaceae. The record is from RefSeq and is a predicted model, not a curated record. The transcript is spliced from 3 exons. Bases 1 to 480 code for a protein of 159 amino acids.